Molecule: messenger RNA, 1254 nt
Organism: Ipomoea triloba (trilobed morning glory)
Lineage: Eukaryota; Viridiplantae; Streptophyta; Magnoliopsida; Solanales; Convolvulaceae
Product: zinc finger BED domain-containing protein RICESLEEPER 2-like
Exons: 6
Coding region: 1-1254 (417 amino acids)
Molecular function (GO): protein dimerization activity; DNA binding
Source: RefSeq, a predicted model, not a curated record
AUGACGUAUUGGGGUUCUACUGCAGUCAGGUGUAAGUAUUUGCAUAUGCGAUGCAUUGCUCACAUCCUUAAUCUGGUUGUGCAAGAUGGAUUAAAGGAAUCUGAUGAUUCUGUUAAGAAAGUAAGGGACUGUGUUAGGUAUAUGAGAAACUCUCCUGCUAGGCUCCAAAAAUUUAGAGAGCUUGCUGACUUAAUUGGGGUGGAAGCCAAAAAUUCUUUGGUUCUUGAUGUACCUACAAGGUGGAAUUCCACAUAUUUGAUGCUGCAUACUGCUUUGCUGUAUCAAAAGGUUUUUGAAGUGUAUGAAGAUCAUGACCCUUCCUUCAAAUCUGAUUUGGGUGGGAAUGUUCCUAAUUUCUUGGAUUGGGAUGCAGUAGAAGGGUUGGUGAAAAUUCUGAAAUCAUUUUAUGAAAUGACUGUUAGGAUAUCUGGUUCUUUGUAUGUAACUUCUAAUACAUUCUUCUCUGAAGUGUCUGAUUUAUCUUGCAUACUUACUAGUCUGGUGGGAGCUGAAUCUGAUUCUGUUAAACUAAUGGGGAUGAAUAUGAGGGCCAAGUUUGAUAAAUACUGGUUUAAUCAAUUAUAUGGUGAUGAAGUUGGUAAGUCCUUGUUUGAGAAUGUUAUGAAAGACUUGAAGGAGUUGUAUGUUGAUUAUGUGACAAGUUUCUCAGUCCAGUCUGAUCUUAUUCCUGUAGAACAAUUGGAGAGUGGAGAAUUAGGCAGAAAGAAAACUGAGUUAGAAGUUUAUUUGAGUGAGGCAAUUAUAGAAGAGGAUGGUGAAUUUGACCUCUUGAAAUGGUGGAAGGUUAAUGCUGGAAGGUUCCCUGUGCUUUCUAAAAUGGCUAGGGAUAUACUUGUUGUUCCCAUUUCUACAGUUGCAUCAGAAUCAACAUUUAGUACAAGUGGGAGGGUUCUUGAUGCAUUUAGGAGUUCUCUUACUCCUAAAAUUGUGGAGGCACUUAUAUGUGCACAAGACUGGCUUAGGUUGCACAAUCAGCCUCUUUCGAUUGAAGAAAACAUUGAUGAGAGUUCUGCACUGGAGUUGUUUGCUGCCUCAGUGGCUAAUAACUGCCCCAGGUUUGAGGAAUCACACUAUCCACUGACCACUGGAAAUUGGAAUACUGGACUGGAUCAGUAUGGUUGUAAGUAUAAUUGUAUAAGGAUGUUGUCUGGAAGAGGAUUAGGAUUUAGGCAACUAUUGGAGCUAAUGGAGGAUUGGAGGCUGGACUGCUGGAGGCCUGGAGCUGUGGUUUAA